GAGCAAGAUCGGCGCUUGGUUUAUGGCCGGCAACGGCGGUUUUGGGCUUUGAUGAUGGAGGGACCGCCACCGGCAUCGGCGUGUGCCCCAGGCAGGGUAUGAGGGCUGUACAAUUUGGAGAGCAAGCUGUUGCCCAUGCAGCAGGCUGCCCCUCGCCAUGCAAAUGCUGAAUCCAAAGGAAAGGCAGAAACUGUUUUGUGCCAAGACAUCACCAGGAGAAGGCUCUGUGACAAUUUGGUGUGAGGCCUGUCACUGCCCUUCAUGAUGCUGGAGGAGAGAGUGCUGCCCAACGAUGGGUCUCUGACCAUUCCUGUCCUUGUCGUGGGGAAUGGGCCUUCGGGAAUCUGCCUGUCCUACCUCCUGUCGGGAUACAGGCCCUACCUAUCCCUUGUUGCCAGCCAUCCAAACCCAAUUCUGCAGCAGAAAUUAGAAGAGAAUCGUCAUCUGUCAGUCGUUGACCAGGAUCUGGAGUGGCUGUGUGAAGGUUUGGAGGGUCGCUCCGCGAAUCCCGUGGCUGUGCUGUUUGACACACUUCUCCUGCCUGAUGGUGAUUAUGGUCUGGGUCACGCUUCUCCCUUGUGGUGGACACUGGAGGCUUCACAGAGUAUUUCUCAUCUGGUCCUAGGCACAGGAUUACCUGGAGGUUCCUGGCAUGAUAUGGAGGGCUCGAUGCUUACACUAAGCUUUGGCAGCUGGAUGGAAUUACCAGCUCUGAAGAUGAAGGACUGGGUCGGGGAGAAGCGCAGGAGCCUGAGGAAUGACCGGGUGCUUCCGUCUGAGGUUGCUGCCUAUUACCAAAACUUUGUCAGUGAGAUGGGUCUGGAGAAGAACUUUGUGAACCGAAGCCGUGUGACGUUGCUACGUCGAGCCUGUGGUGCUUCUGAGGGUGAGAAGGGCGGAGAGCACCCUGUAAACCAGGAGAGCAGAGAGGACAGGAGCCCGUCCUUGUGGGAGGUCCAGGGGUAUCAGAGUUGGAGCGACGGAACACAGACACCCUUCCUCAUCUACGCAGAGAACGUAGUGCUGGCCACGGGGACUCAUGACGAGCCAUUGUGGCUGGGAGUACAAGGCGAGGACUUGCCCUUCGUGGGUCAUAGUGUCUCAGAGCUGGAGGCGGCCGUGGUCCAGGGGCGGCUGAACGAGUUCUCGGAGCCCGUACUGAUUGUAGGUGCUGGACUGAGUGCGGCUGAUGCCAUUCUCUGUGCCCACCACCAAAACGUGCCGGUCCUCCAUGCCUUCCGGUCCUCUGUUACCGAUCCCAACCUGAUAUUCAACCAGCUGCCGAAGGUGCUGUAUCCAGAAUACCACAAGGUGCACCAGAUGAUGAGCCAGCAGCGAGUGGGUGAGGAGCCCACCUCUUACCAGGGUUAUGUCAGCUUGCCGCAGCACCGGGUCUGUAGUUUCCAGCCUGAUCACAAGUGUGUCCUGGAGAGUUGGGACAGGGUGGAAACACGAGUGAGUGUGUCCAUGGCACUUGUGCUGAUUGGCACCAACCCCAAGCUUUCCUUCCUGAGGGACAAUGGUGCCUACUUGGGGCUGGACCCCAAACUGUCCAUCUCCUGCCGCUACAACCCCAUACACAUUCACCCCUACACCCACGAGUUGGUGCAGGAGUCCUCCUUGUUUGCAAUGGGACCCCUGGUGGGUGAUAACUUUGUGCGGUUUGUGAAGGGUGGAGCUCUGGCCAUCACGAGCUGCUUGGUGAAGCGACGCAAGGAACAGUGGUUCCCUGCAGAUUGACACUGGAGCAUCCAGACCACAAGAGGCAGAGAAGCACGUGUGUGAGUGCUUCACACAGUCUGCCUGCUGCCCGUAGCGAGGACUGUCAUAACGAGUUCCCAAGGCAGCUUUACUUUGAGAUGUUCCACUGACCUGACUCAUCCAGGCUGGUGUGAAACCCUCCUUGAUCUCAUGUGGAAUGUUGAUAGGCUCCUGAGAAUUAAUAGAAGGGAUGUAUUGGGAUGUGGGAGGGGAGGAAAUAUGGAGAUCCUCGGAGUUCCCAUCAAGGAGGUACCUCUUUGUGUGCCUGUUCUGCUAUGGGGUGUCAGUGUUUUCAUUCCAACACAUUCCAAUGUGGAAGGCCCAGAGGAACAGAAAGGAAUGGAAGAGAUUCCACUCACUGUUUCCUGAAUUGUAUGUACUGUUGCUAGGAGUGAUGGCCAAAACUUUGUCCUUGAAUCAACGAGGAAGUUUGGGCCAACACCGACAUAUCACUGGUUACCUAAAUUAAUUAAACACUUUCUGUAAAGGCCACGUCCCAUGCAUGGGGUUGAAUUGUGAUUUCUGUCAAGUUUGGGGUGAGGUCACAGAAGUACUGUUAGUUAUAGUGAAUUUUCACCUCACCCGACAGCAGAAAGUCCUGUCAAGAGCUGUGAGAAUUUGUCUGACCACAGCCCAGAAAGUGAUGUGUCAGCAUGUCUCCAGCAGGCUGGUUCCACAUCACACCUCUUUGGAGUGAGGUGUACGAAAAUCAGAUAUUUACCUCCCUCACUGGCACAAACAUUCUAAGCACAUUCAUCUACUGAAAGUUAGGGUAUGAGGAUCUAACCAGCAGCCUGUGUCAAUCAUCAGAAAGAAUUAGUUGAGAAAGAGAAAAGGUGAAAGCUAGGAGGGAAAAUAAACAACUUCUCCAUGGGGCUGCAGGAAGGAGAUUGAAGUUUUAAUUGUCACAGUAGACUGCCAUUGUGUAAUGAUUACCUUCUCAUUAAAAGGCUGCU
This is a messenger RNA of Mobula hypostoma (lesser devil ray), 2717 nucleotides long. RefSeq names its product oxidative stress induced growth inhibitor 1 (gene osgn1). Gene Ontology annotation, molecular function: growth factor activity. The record is from RefSeq and is a predicted model, not a curated record. The transcript has 7 exons. Bases 262 to 1740 code for a protein of 492 amino acids. Lineage: Eukaryota; Metazoa; Chordata; Chondrichthyes; Myliobatiformes; Myliobatidae. Gene Ontology annotation, biological process: negative regulation of cell growth.